AUGUCUCGAGAGAGGCCCCCCCGCACCGACAUCCCCCGCAACCUCAGCUUCAUAGCGGCGUUGAGCGAGCGCGCCUACUACCGCAGCCAGCGGCCCAGCCUGGAGGAGGAGCCGCAGCCCGAGGAGGAGGAGCCGGAGCUCCGCGAGGGGGGCGGGGCACGCCUCAGGCCUCGCUCCCGCGCCUUAGCCCCCGGGCGAGGCCGGCGGGCCCGUUCUGCCCCCGCCGGAGGGGGCGCCCGGGCCCCGCGCAGCCGCAGCCCGGACACCCGCAAGCGGGUGCGCUUCGCCGACGCGCUGGGGCUGGAGCUGGCAGCCGUCCGCCGCUUCAGCCCCGGGGAGCUCCCUCGCGUGCCCCGCCACGUGCAGAUCCAGCUGCAGCGCGACGCCCUCAGGCACUUCGGGCCCUGCCCCCCCAGAACCCGCAGUCUCCAGGAGGCGCGCGCUGCCCUCGAGCCCGCCCGCGAGCCCGGCUUCGCCGCCCGCCUGCAGGCCCAGCGCAUAUGCCUGGAACGAGCAGAGGCGGGCCCGCUGGGCGUGGCUGGGAGCGCGCGCGUGCUGGACCUGGCCUACGAGAAACGCGUGAGCGUGCGCUGGAGCGCGGACGGUUGGCGCAGCCAGCGCGAAGCUCCCGCCACCUACGCAGGCCCGGCUCCGCCCCCGCCGCGAGCGGAUCGAUUCGCCUUCCGCUUGCCCGCCCCGCCAACCGGAGGCUCCCUGCUUUUCGCCCUGCGCUACCGCGUAACAGGUCUUGAGUUCUGGGACAACAACGGCGGCCGCGACUACGCACUGCGCGGGCCCGACUCCCCCGGCACCGGGAGCGGCAGCGACCCUGAACCCCAGGGCUGGAUUCACUUUAUCUGAGCGCGGAAAGGGAGACACAGACCAGGAGAAACCAAAGGAACAGGGGCUAGAAGGAACCUCAGAGGUCAUCUAGUCCGACCCCUUCAUUUUGGAGACGAGGUACUGACGCUCUCAGAGGUGAAGCACUCGAGGACUCACCAGAAGGAAUGAAGAACUUGCUUGCUGUUCUCCCAGACCCUGAGCCAUUUGCCCUCUUCUGUCCUCAGACCUCCUCUUGGAAGUCUUCCAGAGGAGAGGUGGGAAGAAGGCAAACAGCAGUUUCUUCUUGGUGACCCAGAAGAACCCUGUGUUUCCCCAGAAGAUCCUUGGCCAAAAAUACUCACUCAACAAGCUCCUAGCUUAUUGAUGAAGCCCUUGCCCUCCAUUUUAUUGGAGGUGAUAAUGAGCAGUGAAGUUGCCUGAAGACUGAAUCCACGAUUCUAUCAGCAGCAGAUGAGAGGAAAUUAAAAUGGGCUGAAUGUACACUUGCAUCCUCACCGUGCUCCCACAUCCCAUAACACUAUGCCUCCAGUUCCAGCAUGACAGUAUGCCCCCAACCUCUAUUAUUUUCCCAUUUUGCACCUGAUUCUGGACCACCUGUCUGAACACACCUUUCCUCACUUCUUUUCCAGAUAAAAAAACUUAUUUUUCUAACAAAUAAAAAACAGUUAAA
Messenger RNA from Trichosurus vulpecula (common brushtail), 1513 nucleotides. RefSeq names its product protein phosphatase 1 regulatory subunit 3E (gene PPP1R3E). The record is from RefSeq and is a predicted model, not a curated record. Gene Ontology annotation, cellular component: protein phosphatase type 1 complex. Lineage: Eukaryota; Metazoa; Chordata; Mammalia; Diprotodontia; Phalangeridae. Gene Ontology annotation, biological process: regulation of glycogen biosynthetic process. Gene Ontology annotation, molecular function: protein phosphatase 1 binding; glycogen binding. Bases 1 to 861 code for a protein of 286 amino acids. The transcript is spliced from 6 exons.